AGAGAGAAAAAAAAAAACAGAAACGGGGAUAGAGAGUUCCAUGGUUUAUCAGUAAAGGUGUUUGGAUAGACUAAUUAAAUAUUCCCCAGGUAAGCAGUGCGUGAUUAACAUAUUCACUCACCUGUCUUAAUUAACUGGCCGCCUUCUAAUUAACAGGGACAUCGAUAUGCUAGUGAUAAAAAAUAGAGGAGGUAAGAGGAGGAGGAAGAAUAGGAGGAGUAGGAGAAACAUGUGUAAUUUAAGAGGAUCAAGUGUUGUUAUCUCGCUCUUCAGUGUCUAAGAGGCUAUUAUAAAGAGGACUCAAGAGGAGGAGAGAUACAGGUGACAAAAUGAGACAAAACAAGUAUGACAAACUGAUCCGCGUGUGUGUUUAUGUGCGUGUGUGUGACUAAAGAGGAAACCAAGAGGAAAGAGGAACUAAGAGGAAAGAGGACGAAAUGAGAGGAAUGUGACAAAAUGAGACAAAAAACAGGAAUUAUGUGUAGUGAGUACGUGAACUGAUUCUGUAUGUGUGUAUGUACUUAAGAGGAACCAAGAGGAACUAAGAGGAAAUUAUGACAAAAUGAGACAAAAUAAAAUAAGAGGAAUAAUGGAUAGUGUAUAUAUCUAACCUAACCCUGUGUCUGUAUUUGCGUGUGUACUUAAAGAGAAAACAAGAGGAAGUAAGAGGAAAAAGGACAAACCAAGAGGAAAAUAUGACAAAAUGAGACCAAAGGAGAAGAAUAAUGGGUAGUGUGUAUAGAUAAACUAACCCUGUGUAUGUAUGUGCGUGUGUACUUAAGAGGAACCAAGAGGACACCAAGAGGAACGCCUGCCGAUCAAGAGGAAGGUGUUGUGGUGGAGGUGGAAGGGUGUGAAGUCAAAGGAAUGGCAUAUAGACUGUACCACCACCACCACCACUACCACCACCUCCACCAGUACCUCCACCACCACCAGUACCUCCACCAUUCUCCUCCACCCCAACUAUGAUGGCCUCCACCUCCCUCCCUGUGCUGGUCUCAUCCCCUGCUGAAGACCCGGAGAACCUGUCGAGUGUGUACGAGUGCAGCCAAGACUCAGGACUCACUGCCAACCUGUCCCAGUUCGAGUACCCUUACCGCAUGAAGACCUGGGUACCCAUCACCUGGCGAGAGAUCCUCAAGGUGGCAACGUACUUGAUCGUGUUCCUGGUGUCUUUAGUGGGUAACCUGCUGGUGAUGCUCGUGGUGUGCUACAAUAGACACAUGCGUUCGUCCACCAAUCAGUACCUGGUGAACCUGGCUGCUGCUGACCUGCUGGUGACGCUGGUGUGCAUGUGGGUGCAUAUCGUGAGGCAUCUGUCAUACCCACACUACGUCCUGCCGGCCUAUGUGUGUAAACUGGAUGGAUUUGUGCAGACCACUACUCUACUGGCGAGCGUGCUGACCCUCACCGUGAUCAGCGUGGGGAGGUUCGUGGCUGUCAUGUUCCCGCUGCACGCCCGCACCUCGCCAGACAGGGCCAACAGAGUGAUAGCGGCUGUCUGGAUCGCCUCGGCCCUCAUCGCUUGUCCUAUCUUAUUCUACAGGAAGCUUUAUAGUAUUCAGUGGGCAAACUUCACAACAUGGCAGUGUGAUGAGUUUUUCCCCACUGAGAAGGAGUACGUGGAGGAUGAAGGACGCUGCGAGGUUAUAUAUGAUGCUAAGAACCUGUUUUACACUAUUCUUAUCAUCGCCCUCUUCUUCCUGCCCGUCGCCAUCAUGAUCAUUAAUUACAGCCUGGUGGUGUGGACUCUGUGGGGAGCCAAGCAGCCAGGGGAGCAGCAGUCGGCCGCCACUCGUAACAUGGCGACGAAGGCGAAGAAGAGGGUGGUGAAGAUGGUAACGGUGGUACUUUUGGUCUUCGUCAUCUGCUGGACGCCUCUACUCACCCUCAUCCUCUUCAGCUUAAACCACCAGGGGCAUUUGCCGGAAUGGUUUUCUUCGCUGGAGUUUGCUGCAUACUUCAUCGCCUACUCCAACUCCGCCCUCAACCCGAUCAUCUACUGCGGGUUCAACACAAGCUUCAGACAGGGGCUAGUGGCGCUGCUCUCCUGCCGCCACGCCGCCACAGGAAGGAUAUACCACAGGAGACACUGGAUGGGCAUGACAGGCGGCACGCGAGACACCACCAUGGGAUGCUCAGGCCCCGAACCAGCCGUCCUGCUCGAACUCAGCUCCCUCAGGAGAAACAGAGUUACGCAGAGAAGCUCCCUCACGCCGUCACACAGCGGGCGUCACCUCUUUUCAGGGUCCAGCAAAGAGUUACGGGCCGCAACGCACUGUGAUGCCGCCCACGACCAUGGCUGCAAGGUGUGUGACGGCAUGGGAUCCGCGCCUCUGCACACCACUACAGGCAUUCAUCUACUGAAGAGCGACGCUUCUCUAGGCGGGCAGAACGGGAGUAAGCUAAGCACAAGGGCGUCUUCCUCCUCCGGGGACAGCGUGGGGCGGGGCAUAUGCGGCUGCUGUAGGAGGCACGGCAAGAGGAGGUCCCGCCUGCCGCUAUACCACGAGAAUGAGAUCUAUGAAGUGAAUGACCUGCCGGAGGGAUUAGCGGUGAAGGGCAAGGAGGAGAUCGUGUGAGGAGUGACAGGGGAAGGUCUAGCUGUGUCUUACCUUGCGUCACGUCACCUCACCUCGCGUCACGUCACGUCACGUCAUCUUCUCCUGCUGUGUGGCUCGUCAUUGUCAUCACCACCUGCAGUUACUGCCAUUGUUGUUACUGUUAUUGUUGUUGUUGUUGUUACUGUUAUUAUUAUUAUUAUUAUUAUUAUUAUUAUUAUUAUUAUUAUUAUUAUUAUUAUUAUUAUUACUACCAUUACUACUACUACUACUACUACUACUACUACUACUACUACUACUACUACUACUACUAAACUGUUACUUAUUAUAUAAUUAUUAUUAAUCAAUACUCCCUAAGUGAAAUUUGCUCUACUAUUAUUAUUGUUGUUGUUUUUAUUGUUAUUAUUAUUAUUAUCAUUAUUAUUAUUAUUAUUAUUAUUAUUAUUAUUAUUAUUAUUAUUAUUAUUUUUUAUCAUUAUCACUAUCAUUAUUAUCAUUACCACCACCACCACCAUCAUCAUCAUCAUCAAUAUCAUUCACUCAUUCAGUCAUUCAUUGAAUCACUUUCCUCACAGCUCUCGUCCACUUUCCACGUAUCUAAGUGUGUCAUAUGACCUUAUUCUGAAACACUUCAGCGCUGCACCUCCACUGCAUUCAAGAGGCUCUAGUUGAAGUGACACGUGCUUUUAGGAGUGUUCCAGUGACAGAUGAACAGGAUUUUUACAUGAAUAACAGAAGAAACAUUCGUGAGAACUCGGCUAGUCAUCUCUGUAGCCUUGGAAAACAGUCGUGGUGAGAGCAAAGAGUUUCUAAAUAACAGCCAUUAUUCUCACGUACAGUCACGACCCAGAAUGUUCACCUGCCGUUUUCUUUUCCACUAAUAACCGUGCCAUCUGAACCGGAAGUCCGAGGAGCUGCCUGCCUUGCUAAACCUGAGAAGUGAAGGGUUCCGAGAGCAGAAAACGUGAGACAAGGCCAGUAUUCCAAACGCUUUGCUCUUUCGCUAUCACUGCUUUCCAAAGGCUCUUGUUGAAGAUACUCGCGUUUUUAUGGGUAUUUUUUAUAGUUCCAGUCAUGGAACUAUAACAAAUACCAGGGUUAUAGAAUAGAAACUGCCUUGAAAACCCGGCUGGUCUCGUGUUUUUAGAGUAUUUUUUAUGGUUCUAGUGAUAGAAUGGCAAGAUUUUCACGUUACAGAGCCGAAUCUGUCAUGAAUACCUGGCUAGUCGUCUCUGCGGUCUUGAAAAACUGUCGUGGUGAGAAAGCAAGGUGUGUAGAAGGAUUUUUUUCAUGAUUCUAGUGAUGGAAUGGCAAAGAUUUUUAAGUUAUAGAGCCGAAAUUGUCAUGAAAACCCGGCUUGUCAUCUGUGUGGUCUUGGAAAAAUUGUGGCGAGAGAGCAAGGCGUUUGAAGUGUAUUUUUAUGGUUUUAGUGAUGGAUUGACGAGAUAUCUUGGUUAUUUAUAGGAGAAACUGUCAUGAAAACCCGUCUAGUCAUCUCUGUGGUCUUGGAAAAAUUGUGGUGAGAAAGCAAGGCGUGUCUGAGCUUAAAGGAACACGUUUUAGUGGGAGUAAGAACGUCAUGUGGCAAAACUUGUGGCCGCGACUGCACGUACAUAGCUACACACACCACCGCCUCACUGCACGUACAUGUGUAUACCGCGUGGUUGGUGUAGUCAUUGGUGUGCGCCAUGUGUACCUUCUAUGUAGAUGUCAGCUCCACUCUCUCUCUCUAGGUGUUCAAAGUCAUGUGUAUGUAUGUAUGUUUGUAUGUAGGUUUGUGUAUACACCCAUCUUAUGAAAAAAAAGAGGAAAAUGUAAUAAAAAGUUGCAUGAUUUAUUUUCUUUAUUUCUUUUUUUUUUCUCAGAUUGUUGUGUUUUGACUGUGAGGAGUGGAGAAGAAAUGUCAUGUGGAUAUAUAUUAUUUUUUGAGUGCAGUAAUAUAGUCUCUCUCUCUCUCUCUCUCUCUCUCUCUCUCUCUCUCUCUCUCUCUUUCUAACGAUCUAACCUUUUUAUCGCUAUCUAUUUGUCUAUUUAUCUAUCUAUCUACCUGUAUUUUUCUUGGCCAGUCUUCAGAACACGUUAAAAAAUGUAUAUAUAGUGAAAAUAUGUCCUUACACACACACACACACACACACACACACACACACACAGAAUCAAGUCACGUGAUGGUUUGGGAGUGGAUUUACAUGUAUAUUGAUGUGUUUAUAUAUUUCUUCCCUGGUAAGAUUAAGGAGAUACUUGGUCACGUUUCGAACCAGACUUUGAAGCUACGGUUGACAACAUAAAGGAAAUUGUUUGAAGCUGCGUCAGGUCAACAUGUGACAGUCCCAUUUAGAAGAGAUUUUCUUUUUUUUUUUUUUUUUUUUGUGUAAAGAAAAUAAAGAAAAUGCAAGUUUAUUCCUUCUCUACGUACAUUAACUGGUGUAAGUAAAGAAUAAAUGAAACUUUGGGAAGAAUUCCGUCAUUUUCAUGUAAUAUUUGAGAUGGAAAAGGGGGAAAAAAAAAUAUUGUAUAUACUUUCCGCUCUAUCAGUUAAAACUUCACGAGAGAGUGCACGGAUGAAGCGUAAGUGAAGCUUCGAAGCAGUGUUGAAGGCGGACCGAUUCACCACUGCCCGCCCUGCUUCCCGCUGUGUCACGUAACCUUGGAUUAUACACGUGGAAAUAAAGCUGUGUUCUGU
Messenger RNA from Portunus trituberculatus (swimming crab), 5241 nucleotides. Its product is annotated as QRFP-like peptide receptor. The transcript is spliced from 11 exons. Bases 966 to 2582 code for a protein of 538 amino acids. Gene Ontology annotation, biological process: G protein-coupled receptor signaling pathway. Gene Ontology annotation, cellular component: plasma membrane. Gene Ontology annotation, molecular function: G protein-coupled receptor activity. The record is from RefSeq and is a predicted model, not a curated record. NCBI's taxonomy places the organism in Eukaryota, Metazoa, Arthropoda, Malacostraca, Decapoda, Portunidae.